Messenger RNA from Acanthosepion pharaonis, 1143 nucleotides. Lineage: Eukaryota; Metazoa; Mollusca; Cephalopoda; Sepiida; Sepiidae. The record is from the annotation of a GenBank genome assembly.
AUGGAUCCAGCCGUUAGCUGUUGUUCAGAGAGUGUGAUUGGUCCACUGCAGGUCUUUUACCCUCUCUGUAAAAAGAGGCUUCUGGCGGAGAAAUUGAUUUUUCUGUGUAUUGGAGGUGUAAUGACAGACGGAUAUUGUUUGUUUCUUUCCCUCCGUAUAAUUUUUUCUUUCUUUCUUUCUUUCUUUCUUUCUUUCUUUCUUUCUUUCUUAUUUGUUUCUUUCUUUCUUCACGUCCAUUCUUUAUUUAUUGAUUUCUUUCUUCAUUCUUUCUUUCUUCAUUUAUUUUGUCACAUACAUUCUUUCUUGCUUUUUUCGCGUACCUUUUCUUUCUUUCUUUCUUUCUUUCUUUCUUUCUUUCUUUCUUUCUUUCUUUCUUCACGAACAUUGUUUGUUUCAUCCCCUCCGUAUAAUUUUCUUUCUUUUUUUCUUUCUUCACAUAAUUUACUUAUUUCUUCACGUCUAUUUUUCCUUCUUACUUCACGUACUUUUUUCUUUCUUCACGUACUUUUUUCUUUCUUCACGUACUUUCUUUCUUCAUGCAUUUCUUUCUUUCUUUCUUCAUGCACAUUCUUUUUACUUUUUUCAUGUACAUUCUUUCUUCCUUUUUUUCGCCUACAUUUUCUUUCUUUCUUUCUUUCUUUCUUUCUUUCUUUCUUUCUUCACGGACAUUGUUUGUUUCUUUAUCUCCGUAUAAUUUUCUUUCUUUCUUUCUUUCUUUGCGUAAUUUCUUUCUUUUUUCACGUAAUUUCUUUCUUUCUUCACGUCUAUUUUUCUUUCUUUCUUCACGUCUUUUCUUUCUUUCUUCACGCACGGAUAUUUUGCAGAAAAAGCGAAUGUGAACCUGACAACCGCCAGCAGACAAUGAUUGGCAGUUUCACGCAUUCAGCGAACAUCAGAUCUAUGGUUGCUUAUGAUGUAAAAGUUACAGUGUUGAUUUCUGACUCCACAUCUAUCUAUCUAUCUAUCUAUCUAUCUAUCUAUCUAUCUAUCUGCCACUGUCUGUUCAUAUCUAUCUAUCUAUCUAUCUAUCUAUCUAUCUAUCUAUCUAUCUAUCUAUCUAUCUAUCUGCCACUGCCUGUUCAUAUCUAUCUAUCUAUCUAUCUAUCUAUCUAUCUAUCUAUCUAUCUAAUUAAUAUACUUUGA